AUGGAUACAGUUGCUGUUGCUAGUGGUGUUAACUUAUCUGCUCAAAUUAAUUGUAUACCCAUGCUUAAUGGGACAAACUUUAAGGCCUGGAAGGAAGCAGUUGAGAUAAUUCUUGGCUGCAUGGAUCUUGAUCUUGCACUUCUGGCUGAGAAACCCACUCCAACUUCGGAAAACCCGAAUGAGGAUAAGGUUGAAAAGUGGGAAUGCUCAAAUCGAAUGUGUUUGAUGAUCAUGAAGCGAUCUGUUCUAGAAGUUUUGAGGGGCUUUAUAUCUGAGAGCCAAAAUGCUAAAGGUUUCCUUGAUGCUAUUGAGCAGUAUUUCACCAGUAAUGAGAAAGUUGAUGCAAGCAAUUUGCUUGCUAAACUUAUCUCUAUGAGAUACAAAGGUAAAGGAAACAUAAGGGAGUACAUUAUGGAAAUGUCUAAUCUCGCGUCAAAACUAAAAGCACUAAAGUUAGAGUUGUCUGAUGACUUGCUCAGGAGGAAAGGCAACUAA
Messenger RNA from Cajanus cajan (pigeon pea), 495 nucleotides. NCBI's taxonomy places the organism in Eukaryota, Viridiplantae, Streptophyta, Magnoliopsida, Fabales, Fabaceae. The record is from RefSeq and is a predicted model, not a curated record.